This is a messenger RNA of Galleria mellonella (greater wax moth), 1118 nucleotides long. RefSeq lists its product as uncharacterized. The record is from RefSeq and is a predicted model, not a curated record. The transcript has 4 exons. The coding region runs from base 495 to 1088 and encodes 197 amino acids. NCBI's taxonomy places the organism in Eukaryota, Metazoa, Arthropoda, Insecta, Lepidoptera, Pyralidae.
CAAAGCACUUUCUUCCACGCACUACCACUCUUUGGAAUCAACUUCCAGUAGCAGUAUUUCCAAACCGAUACGACAUCAUAGCCUUCAAGAAAAGAGCAUAUUCCUUUUUAAAAGGCCGGGAGCACACUGCAAUGCCGUUGGUGUUGUGGGUGAUCAUGCGCGGCGGUUGUCACUUACCAUCAGGUGAGCGCAGACUCGUUUGCCCCCUGUGUUGUAAAAAAAAGAACUAGCAUUGCCAUUAAAUCCUGUUAUAAAGAAAAUCUCUCCUACAGCCAUAAUUUAAUAGUUCGGUUUUACAGAUUUCUUUGUUGAUUGUAGGUAACAUGAAUUUGUAAACAUUUUUAGAAGUGUGUAGCAAAACUAGGUAUAUACCUAUGCAGUGGAAAUAUUUACGUAAUUAAGUAGAUGUUUUAUAAACUUGCCACCGAGUCCCUUAAAACAUUGCCUCGAUCUUUCUUUACAAUUAAACCUGUAGCUUAGUGUACAGCUUGAAGAUGAUUUUAAAAAAAUGUUUUUUAUUUAAACCUUUAUUAUUUGUGUUAGUAAUUUUUAUAGUUGUAGUGAACGGCGGAAAAAGUUCUGACGAAGCUGGCGAUAAACCGGACAUUGCUAGAGUCGGAAAAACUAAAAAAGCUAAAAUGGCUCAAAAGACUGCUGUCGGAACAUUUUCCAAUGUAAUAACACAAAUACAAAACUUACCAACCAUGGACCUCGGUAAGAAGUUCAGGACGCCGUGCAAAACGGGCAACCGGUGUGGAAAGGUAAUAAAACGUCUUAUGGUGCCGAAGUUGGCGCAACUCGAGAAUACAAUAAUGGGCAUCAUGAAGGAGCUCUCCAAAAUGCCACCAGGAUCUCGUCUCCCUGACAAGUAUACCAAGACCGAACCCGUCAAGUUGCUGUUAGAUCAGAACUACAAGGAAGACGUUUGUAUGGACAAAUUAGAGUCGUGUUUGAAAGAAGAUAAGAGACGGAAACGGAUUUUGAAGAAGUUAUUCUUCAAGAAGUACAAUGCUUUGAGACAAGAACUGAUCGGAUAUGGUGGGAGGCGGUUGUGGGGCGGGGAAGGAAACUUAUUUUAUAGAAAAUAAGAAUAUGAAUAAACUAAAUUAGUAAUUUUA